CUUAUUCUAUGCUUUUAUUAAUGGUUGUUCUAGGAUCCUUAUUUUAGAAUGACCCGGGAUGUAGCACCUAGAAUUGGACAGCCUAAACCAGCCUUACUGCACUCAGUCUUCUUCCCAGCCCUGCAAGGAGCACAGACAAAAAUGAGUGCUAGUGAUCCCAACUCCUCCAUCUUCCUCACUGAUACACCCAAACAAAUCAAGACAAAGAUUAACAGGCAUGCCUUCUCAGGAGGCAGGGAUACUAUUGAAGAGCACAGGAAGUACGGAGGUAACUGUGACGUUGACGUGUCUUUUAUGUACCUGACUUUCUUCCUAGAAGAUGAUGACAGGCUUGAACAACUGAAGCAGGCAUAUACAAGUGGGGAAUUGCUCACAGGGGAGCUGAAGAAGGUUCUUAUUGAAACAUUGCAGCCCUUGAUAGCAGCUCAUCAAGAGAGACGGAAGCAGGUCACAGAUGAAAUGGUGAAGCAAUUCAUGACUCCACGGAAGCUAGCUUUUGAAUUUUGAAGAAGCGCGUAUGUAACUUACCCCUUGAUAAACCAAAACUAAGUAAUUGUUGUCUUCUGUUGUAUGUCAUCACUCCCUGGUUAUGUACAGCCUGCAAUCAGUGCUUUAUAAAUAUUGCUUUUAAUGAUUGCUUUUAAUGAGUUAAUUACAAUGAACGUCAGAGUAAAGGAAAAGUUUAAAAUAAGACCUGUAUCUAUUUAAAAUCAAAAUAUACAAGACAGAAUUGCCCGAUCUUGCAGGAAAGCAGGUCUGUCAGCACAACACUGUAUUUUAUUGUAUUUCAUGUUGAAAAUAUAAAUAAAAUUUCCAUUUUGAUGAUAAA
Messenger RNA from Phaethon lepturus (White-tailed tropicbird), 829 nucleotides. Its product is annotated as tryptophan--tRNA ligase, cytoplasmic-like. NCBI's taxonomy places the organism in Eukaryota, Metazoa, Chordata, Aves, Phaethontiformes, Phaethontidae. Gene Ontology annotation, cellular component: cytoplasm. Gene Ontology annotation, biological process: tryptophanyl-tRNA aminoacylation. Bases 49 to 507 code for a protein of 152 amino acids. The transcript is spliced from 3 exons. The record is from RefSeq and is a predicted model, not a curated record. Gene Ontology annotation, molecular function: ATP binding; tryptophan-tRNA ligase activity.